Molecule: messenger RNA, 309 nt
Organism: Cucurbita moschata (crookneck pumpkin)
Lineage: Eukaryota; Viridiplantae; Streptophyta; Magnoliopsida; Cucurbitales; Cucurbitaceae
Product: glycine-rich protein 5-like
Exons: 1
Coding region: 1-309 (102 amino acids)
Source: RefSeq, a predicted model, not a curated record
AUGGCUUUGUUUCUGGCUCUUAUGGCCACUCACGCCCUGGCUAGACCUACGCCACCCGACGCCACCUUCAAUGACCAAAAGAACUUCCUUACCUACGGUGGCAUUGGUAGCUACUCUGGCAUUGGCAGCAACGGCCUCCCCUUCGGUGGCAUUGGCGGUGCAGUCGGAUCAGGCGGCGAUCUCGGUGGUGGACUAGGCGGCCCUGCUGGAGGAAUUGGUGGACUAGGUGGGUUGGGAGGAACCGGCGGUGGCAUUGGAGGCGGAGCUGGCAGUGGUCUCGGUGGUGGCUCUGGUCUUACCAAUCCCUGA